Blepharisma stoltei is the source of this 1725-nucleotide messenger RNA. The record is from the annotation of a GenBank genome assembly. NCBI's taxonomy places the organism in Eukaryota, Ciliophora, Heterotrichea, Heterotrichida, Blepharismidae.
AUGUCUGCUAAUUGGGAAUCUUACAAUUAUGACCCUGCUAAAGUGUUGGAAAUCCAAGCAAGUUAUCUUAGAUUUUUGGCUUCUUUAUAUCCGACUGGAUCGCCCGCAAAUGCCUCAAACCCUAUUCAAGAUCCUUUAUUACAAUCAUUAAAUAACCCGAUAUUAUCUCCGAAUUUAGAGCUGCAAAGCAUCAGAUCGCCAUUAGGACAAACAUUUAGAAGUAUGUCGCCCCCUUUAAGCAGCAGAAGGGAAGCCAAAGAAAGCCCAGAAAGACAAGAAAGGCCAAAAAAUCCAUAUGAUGAUGUGCCUGUUAAACAGGUACAAAAAACUUUUGAAGAAUUAUUAGAAGAGCAGCUUAAUAAAGAGAACGGUAAGAAGGUAAUCAAUAGCAGAAUCCCUGCUAAAAAAGUAGAAGAAGUGCCAAAAAAAGUAGGAGAAGUACCGAAAAAAGAAAAUCCAAAAAGAAAAUUGUCAGGAGGGAUAAUCCAGCAAGUACCAAAAAGGACUUUGGAGCUGAAAUUAUCAAAUAUUGUGAGGACUAGUGAGACUACAGAAGAAACACAAAGAGAAAAUAAAAACAGUGCAAAAAAUAGAGAAAAAUCGCCCCCAUUUCUGAAGAGAGGCCAAGGACAGUUGUGCAGCCAAAUUCGAGCUGUUUCCUCACCUAAAAUUAGGCCAUUGCAAUCAGCUCGCAUUCUGCAGCGAUCUUCAUCAAUUGGAGAUAAAUUAUCUUCAAAAAAUACAACUCCAGUGAAAAAAGUCAGAAAAUUAGAAGCACUUAAUACAGAAAGAGCUGAGAAAACUGAAUUGGCUAUACAAAUUGAAAAAUUUAAAAGAGAAAGCUUGAAAUUAAAAUCCAUUGCAGAUGAAUUAGAAAAAAGAAAGAAAAAGCUUGAAGAGGAGGAAAAAGCUUUUCACAUCAUGAAGAAAAAAGAAAUGGAUGAAUUUGAAAGUUGAAAAAAAGAAGAAACUAAAAAAAUCCAUAUGAAUGGCAAAAAAAUUAAUAGCAAAGAAGACGAGGUUGAAGCAUUAAAAAGAGCUAUUCAAAGGCUGCAAGAUAUAGCAAAAACCAAAGAUGCAAAAUACGAAGAAACUAUAGAUAAGCUCAAAAAGCAUAUUGAUGAGCUUAAUAAAAAAGUAAAGUUUUAUGAAAAUAAACCAGAAAAAGAAAUAAGUGAAGAUAUUUAUAAAAUCAGCCCACAGAAAAAGCCUCUGAAUCAAGAAAUUUUUGAAGGAAAUCAUAAAAGACAAGAUAGCCUUCCUAAGAUUGUAAGUGAGUCUAAAACAGAUGAUGGAAAAAUUCAACGUGUUUAUUCUGAUGGCAAAAAAGAAAUUUUAUUCACAAAUGGCGUCAGAAGGGAAAUUUUUCCGAAUGGCUAUAGUGUGGUUUACUAUUCAAAUAAUGAUAUAAAGCAAAAUUUUCCUGAUGGAAAAAUUAUAUAUUUUUAUUCUGAAGCACAAACCACACAAACAACUAUGCCAGAUGGGCUCCAAAUUUAUAAGUUUUCCAAUGGGCAAAUAGAGAAACAUUUUCCAGAUGGCACCAGAGAAAUAACUUUUCCAGAUGGGACUAUAAAAUGUGUAUUCGCUGAUGGAGAAGAAGAAACAGUCUUUACUGAUGGGACAAUUCAGAAAAAAGAUGCUCAAGGUGUUAAAUAUAUGGAAUUUCCGCAAGAUGAAAAAAAUAAAAUGCCAAGAGAGAGUGAUUUAGCGAUUGAUGAGUAA